AUGGACCACUCAAUGCAUCAUGCCGGGAUGGAUGGCCAUGGAGAUAUGGACAUGGGUGGUCAAUGUAGCAUGAAUAUGCACUUCACCUUCUCCUCACACAACCUGUGGCCAUUCUCCUUUAUCUUCUCACUUGUUGCCAUUGUGGUCCUGGCCGCUGGCUACGAGGGUAUUCGCGCGAUGGCACGCCGUUAUGAAGCGCGACAUGCAUUGGCGUUGAAGGAUAGCCCCAUACCAGCUGCCGGAGGAUACUCAUCUGAUGUCGAGACGCCAGAUGUUAUCAAUGACAGUGACAACGCGCUGCCCACUCCCAAUGCCCCCCUCCUUUCCAACAACAACACCACCACCAACGGUGAAACAGCUGGCUCACUGCUCUUCGCAGCGCGGAUCGAGAGGAGGCGGAGGGGCAAGCUACUGCUUGCGACCUUCUACGCUGUGCAGGUCUUUUAUAGUUUUAUGAUUAUGUGA
Histoplasma mississippiense is the source of this 465-nucleotide messenger RNA. RefSeq lists its product with no specific name. The record is from RefSeq and is a predicted model, not a curated record. Gene Ontology annotation, molecular function: copper ion transmembrane transporter activity. NCBI's taxonomy places the organism in Eukaryota, Fungi, Ascomycota, Eurotiomycetes, Onygenales, Ajellomycetaceae. Gene Ontology annotation, cellular component: membrane. The transcript is spliced from 4 exons. Bases 1 to 465 code for a protein of 154 amino acids. Gene Ontology annotation, biological process: copper ion transmembrane transport.